AUGGCGCGGGCGGCUUCGCUGCUGCCCCGCUACCUGCUGCUGCUGGCCCAGGAGCACCUCGAGUUCCGCCUGCCGGAAGUAACAUCUCUGCUCUCACUUUAUGGUGGACAGUUCAGCAGUGAGCAGGAAAUUCGUGUCAAUUCUCCCUUCUGGAUUCUCAAUAUUCCUUCAGAAGAGAUGGCAAGGGGACUAAUGAAGAGGACAGUGUGUGCAAAGUCUAUAUUUGAACUGUGGGGUCAUGGAAGAUCUGCAGGGGAGCUCUAUGCAGCUUUGAAGAGCUAUCCAAUGGAGAGGAUGCUUCCAUAUCUACAGUCGGACUCCACUUACAAAGUUCGUAUCCAUUCCUUUAAUAAAACACUGACCCAGGCACAGAAAAUACAAAAGAUAGAUGCCCUUGAAUUUCUGCCAUUCAAAGGAAAAGUAAAUUUAAAGAAUCCAGAGCACAUCUUCUGGAUUUUGGAAGAUUAUGGAAUGGACCCUAAUAAAGUUCCAGAAGAGCCUUUUCAGCUGUAUUUUGGUAGAUGGAUUGCAGAUGGCCAAAGAGAACUUAUUGAGUCCUACAGUGUGAAAAAGAGACACUUCAUUGGAAAUACAAGCAUGGAUGCCUGCCUGUCUUUCAUUAUGGCCAACCAUGGGAGAGUAAAGCCCAAUGAUGUUGUAUAUGAUCCAUUUGUUGGAACAGGUGGCCUUCUGAUCUCCUCAGCACACUUUGGAGCAUAUGUGUGUGGUGCUGAUAUAGAUUACAACACAAUCCAUGGAUUAGGCAAGGCAAGCAGAAAGAACCAGAAAUGGAGAGGGCCAGAUGAAAACAUCAGAGCUAAUCUCAGGCAGUAUGGGUUAGAGAAAUACUACCUUGAUGCACUGGUGUCUGAUUCUUCAAGGCCAGUCUGGAGGAAAGGGAUGCUGUUUGAUGCCAUCAUCACAGAUCCACCGUAUGGCAUCAGAGAAGCCACUCGCAGAACAGGCUCACAAAAGGAAGCAGUGAAGUCAGCUGAAAGAAGGUGGGUGAGCUGCCCAGAAAAUCACAUCUUUGUUUCAUCCAGUUAUCAUCUAAGUGACAUCUUUUUUGACCUGUUGAAGUUUGCAGCAGAAUACCUGGUGAUGGGAGGAAGAUUGGUUUACUGGCUUCCAAUCUACAGGCCUGAAUACACAGAAGACAUCAUUCCCUGCCACCCCUGCCUGAAACUUAUCAGCAACUGUGAGCAGAUGCUUUCCAGCCACACAUCAAGGCGCCUGAUAACCAUGGAGAAGGUGAAGGAAUUCAAGGAUCAGGACCAGAAUUCUUCCUCGUUGGAUGGUCAAUAUUUGCCAUACAGGGGACACAAUUCUUUCCGCGAGAAGUAUUUCAGCGGCGUGACAAAGAGGAUUGCCAAGGAAGAGAGAGACAAUCAGAAGUGA
Indicator indicator is the source of this 1398-nucleotide messenger RNA. It is a transcript of the gene TRMT11, whose product is annotated as tRNA methyltransferase 11 homolog. The record is from RefSeq and is a predicted model, not a curated record. Gene Ontology annotation, biological process: methylation. Gene Ontology annotation, cellular component: cytoplasm. The coding region runs from base 1 to 1398 and encodes 465 amino acids. Gene Ontology annotation, molecular function: nucleic acid binding. NCBI's taxonomy places the organism in Eukaryota, Metazoa, Chordata, Aves, Piciformes, Indicatoridae. The transcript is spliced from 13 exons.